ACUUGGGAGUCCAAAGUCCAAAUAAACAAAGCAGACAGAUAGUUAUACUAUUAAAAGAUGAAUGAAAAUAUUGCUUCCGAACAAUAUCAAGGUGCGCCCAGUGUACCAGAGGAGACCACCAAGUCGCCGCAAAAGUUAAGAGCCGGAAAAACUUCGGAGAGACCUGUAUUUGAUGCUGUAGUUAAAACAACUAAAUACCUGGUUCUCUCGCUAUUCCUCAUCUAUGUCGUGUUCCCCUCAGUUAUGAAAAUUUAUCCCCGAAUUCAGGAAAAACUCAUCUUCCUUAAUUUUGUGUGUUGGCCACCAUUUAUGGAUGUUACUAAACCAGAUGAACUAGGACUAACUGGAGUUAGGAAUUUUUACCUUGAUGUAGAUGAAGAGAUUACAAUAGGAGCAUGGCAUCUUCUUCCAAAAUCUUUAAUUAGAAAUGAAACACUGGAUUUUGAAUCAAAAUUAAGCAGUGGUCAUCCCAUCUUUUUAUACCUGCAUGGAUCUACAGGAACAAGAGGCGGCUGGCACAGAGUUCAGUUAAUGAAGUUACUGACAUCCCUGGAUUUUCAUGUUGUGACCAUAGAUUAUAGAGGAUAUGCUGAUUCAACUGGUCAUCCCUCGGAAGAUGGAGUGGUGGAUGAUAGCCAUUUCAUGUACCGAUGGAUCAAAGAGAGAAGUGGGGCCUCUCAAGUGGUGCUGUGGGGACAUUCUUUAGGAGCUGCAAUUACAACCAAGUUAGCUAAACGUUUAUGUGAAGAAGGAGUUGACCCACAUGGAGUUAUAUUAGAGUCUCCCUUCAACAACAUUAGAGAUGCUGCCCUCAGCCAUCCAUUUGCAGCACCAUUUCAGCAUAUACCUUUCUACAAAAAGCUCAUUUUGGAUUCUGUUGCUCAAAACAAUGUGUUCUUUACAAGCGAUGAAAACAUUGCUGCAGUAAAAUCCCCAGUGAUAAUAAUGCACGCAGAAGAUGAUUUAGUUAUUCCUUACGAUCUUGGACUAAAAUUGUAUAAAUCUGCCCAGCAGAACAGGCCUGAGGGCAGUGGUCCCCUCCAGUUUGUGCCCCUCAAAGCCUCCUUUGGAUAUGGACAUAAACAUAUAUUUCAAGCUCCAGAAUUACCAGAAAUUAUAAAGAAUUUUUUAGGGACAUGCAAGAGGAAAUGAUCUUGUAAAUCUCUCACAUUCAUGCUUAUAUUCCAGCAACUUUGUCUCUGCUGAACAAUCAGAAGUCAAUAAUAAGUAUUAAUCUCUUUUAAAGUUUAUUUUAAGACUUUUUAAAAUGAUAUUCAAAGAUCUGACAUUCCUACUUGAAGUUUGUUCAGGUACAUGUUUUACCAAUGUAAUGACAUGGUUAUUUAGUCUUUACAGUGUAUUUUGUAUCUUCAACUUUUUAGGAGGGCAAAUUUUUAUAUAUGAAUUCAAUUGCAAACUGUUCACCAUUGUCUUUCAUGUUUUGGGUUUAGUUGAGUGCUGUUUAAUUGCAUGGGUGUAAAAAAGAUCUGAUUGUGUAUGUCAUUAAUACAUGUACUGUAAACAUGGCUAUUUCUGCUUGAUGUCAAUUACAACAAUUUACACUGUAAUGGAAACAAAAUGAUUUCAAGUAUUAUUUUAUCAUUUACCGGUAAUAUAUGGAAAUUUCUCGAUCUCUCUUUCUCUCUCUUCUUAUGAUAUACUGGUGAUUUACAUGUAGGUAAUACACAGGUGAAUACAUGCAGUAAUGUAUGUAAAUUCUUUGUAUAUUUGUGUUAACUGCCAUGUACAUGAAGAUGAUUGUUUUUAAAAGUUUGUUUAGAAGUAUGUGUAUAUUCAAGAGUAUUUGUUUUUGGUGUGAGUUAAUGAUUUAGGUAUCCAAUGUAGAUUUUUGUUUGAUUUUUGCCAUCUUCUUGUAUAUUUACAUUUCUCAAUCUGGUCACCCAACCAAACAUUUACUUCAAUUACCAACUAGUUAUCAUUAGCCAUUAGUAUUUUGAUCAGUUUGUUGUUUAGAGGAUUUUAGUACAUUUUGUGGUCAUAGAUUGAAGAUUUUUUUUUAUCAGAAUAAUUAUUAAUGCUAAUAUACAUGUAAAUGUAUAAUUUUGUAUCAUAUUUUGUUUUUAGUGUUUUCUUUAUUUUUCAUUAUCUGGCUCUUGAUUAUUUUCUUAUCUUUUAUCAAUUUGCUAAGGAUGCAUCAAAGACAAUAUUUUACAAGUGAAUGCAUUAAAAACAGUAAUAUACAUAUAUAUCUGUUUCAGUAGUACAUGUAUUUUCAGGUGACCUGCAACACUCAUAUAUCAAGAGCUCGGUUCUCAAAAUGAACUUGAAAUCAACAUCAUUGUACAUGUACCAGUAAUGUUGACAAUCAUUUAUACAAUUGGUGUAUUGAGGAUUGUCCUAUCCCAUUUGUUUUGAGAAUCAAAGUCCAGAUAACUAUUGUUUUUUUAAGAAGAAAAUCUCUCCAAUCUCUCUUCUUUUUUUUUUUUUUUUACAUACAUGCAUGCAUCAAAAUAGGAUAGGUUUGCAUGAUAUACAUCUGUUUUUUAUGUCUGAUUUUGUUUAGUUUAUUCCUGUGUUUUUAUUUUAUUAUACAGAUAAUAUAGACUUACAGAGAUCUGUUGGUGGAUAGUUACAUAUACUUUGUUAAUCUACAUGUAUACCCCUUUUUAUGUGUUGUGUACAGUAAAAAAAGAAAUGUGAUAUUUGUUAGAAGUUUAUUAUUUCUUGUUUGUGUAUACAUGUGUAUGAAAAAAUUAAUAUUUGUUCCAUGAUCAAUGCAAAAUUCUUAAUAAGUCAUUUUUGAGUCAACAAUAAAAUAUCCUACAGA
This is a messenger RNA of Magallana angulata, 2788 nucleotides long. RefSeq names its product lysophosphatidylserine lipase ABHD12-like. The record is from RefSeq and is a predicted model, not a curated record. Gene Ontology annotation, biological process: monoacylglycerol catabolic process; phosphatidylserine catabolic process. Bases 58 to 1152 code for a protein of 364 amino acids. The transcript has 12 exons. NCBI's taxonomy places the organism in Eukaryota, Metazoa, Mollusca, Bivalvia, Ostreida, Ostreidae. Gene Ontology annotation, cellular component: endoplasmic reticulum membrane. Gene Ontology annotation, molecular function: monoacylglycerol lipase activity; phosphatidylcholine lysophospholipase A1 activity.